GACCAGCUGGGCGCAAAGUUGGACUUUUAUAGGAGACUUGGGAAGCACCGACUGGACAGGAUCCAGUUGCCAAAGCUAAAGGGACUACUGGCCAUUGACACUGGCAGGCUAAGCCAUGAGCGUCUGCGGUGGGGCGCCUCCACCCGCGAUUCUCAAGGAGGGCGACCUGGAGAAACGCAGCGACAGCUUCCUGCAGCUGUGGAAGAAGCGGAGAUGCGUGCUUACAGCGGACGGGCUGCACUUGUACAGCGAUGCCAGGAAGAGGGGCAAGGCCAAGGUGCUGCGCUUCGACUCGCUGGCCAAGCUGGAGUGCGUGGAGUGGAAAGGGGAGCGAGUUUAUUUCACGCUGGUGACACUGGGGGGGCAGGAGAUAGAUUUCCGCUGUAGGGAGCGGAGCCGCUGGAACGCCGAGAUCACUCUGGCCCUGGUGGGGUUCCAGAAUAGGAGAGCGGUGCGGGAGCUGCGGGAACGCAAGGAGCACCAAGCCCGGGACAACGGGGAGCGGUUACGGAGCUGGGGCCCAUGAGGGAACGAUAUUCAAGUCCCAUGCUUCAGCUCUGGUUUGCCCCCCUCCUGUGAGACAGUACUAGAUGAGAGGUCUUCUGUAAUCUUGGGAACCUUCCGCCCCCUCGCACAGGAUGACACAAGAAGGUGCCUGUUAUACCUGAAUGACUGCAGAACUCUAUUUUUUUUGUUCAGGAAGGAUGGAGUCAGACAAUCACUGCUGUAACAUUGUAUUCAGACUGCACAAACCAAGCCAUGUUAUGGAUGGAUGCUGGCCAGUCUCUGUAAAGGCCAAAUACCUUUUUGGGGCAAAUAAGGUUCCCAGUAAAGAGCUUUGGUACAAUGCACCAAAUAAUCCCCUGGCUGAUGGGUAUUUCAGCUGCUCUGAACCUGCUGUUACUUGUUCUUUUUUCUUUGUUGCUCAUGGAGCUGAAUUGCCUCGUUUUCUUUUGAAAUAAAUUAGUGAUUUA
Xenopus tropicalis (tropical clawed frog) is the source of this 974-nucleotide messenger RNA. Its product is annotated as pleckstrin homology-like domain family A member 2-like. Lineage: Eukaryota; Metazoa; Chordata; Amphibia; Anura; Pipidae. The transcript has 2 exons. The record is from RefSeq and is marked provisional. Bases 116 to 526 code for a protein of 136 amino acids.